CGAAAAUCUACGCCAGACACUUUGUUCGCGAGACAGCAAUCUUUUCUUUCUUCCGCUUCACUCUAUAUUGCUUAAUAGCGAUUUAGGACUUUCCUUUUCUCUUCUAUCUCGUCAUUUUUCUCUCACUUCACACGUUUCUUUCCGGACACCGAACGAUUCUUAGCCAAAAAUGAGCGAGAUUGAGAACUCUACUAUCACCAGCAGCGCUGACCGCAUGGUCGGGAUGGACCAUGCUGAGGUACGCUACUUUACUAGCUACGACCAUCAUGGUAUCCAUGAGGAGAUGCUUAAAGACGAUGUCCGGACCAGGUCAUAUCGCGAUUCUAUCUACCAGAACCGCCAUAUCUUCAAGGACAAGGUUGUUCUUGACGUCGGCUGUGGAACAGGUAUUCUGAGCAUGUUCGCUGCGAAGGCCGGCGCUAAGCACGUAAUCGGCGUUGAUAUGUCGUCGAUCAUUGAAAAGGCCCGUGAGAUUGUUGCUGUCAACGGUCUAGCGGAUAAGAUUACGCUCCUUCAGGGGAAGAUGGAAGAGGUUCAACUUCCCUUUCCCAGCGUCGAUAUUAUCAUUUCGGAGUGGAUGGGCUACUUCCUCCUUUACGAGAGCAUGUUGGACACCGUCCUGUAUGCUCGUGACCGAUAUCUCGUUCCAGGUGGCAAGAUCUUCCCCGACAAGGCUACUAUGUACUUGGCCGGCAUUGAAGACGGGGAGUACAAAGACGAUAAGAUUGGCUUCUGGGAUAAUGUGUACGGAUUUGACUACAGCCCCAUGAAGGAGAUUGCUCUCACAGAGCCUCUUGUCGAUACCGUCGAGCUCAAGGCUCUUGUUACUGACCCCUGUCCGAUUAUCACAUUUGAUUUAUACACUGUCACUAAGGAGGACCUGGCUUUCGAGGUGCCCUACUCCCUGCCCGUGAAGCGCAGCGACUUUGUCCAUGCUGUAAUCGCCUGGUUCGAUAUUGAGUUUGGUGCCUGCCACAAGCCUAUCAAUUUCUCCACUGGCCCUCACGCGAAGUACACCCAUUGGAAACAGACUGUCUUCUACUUGCGUGAUGUUUUGACUGUCGAGGAGGAAGAGUCUAUCUCCGGCGUUCUUUCAAACCGGCCAAAUGACAAGAACAAGCGUGACCUCGACAUCAACCUUACGUACAAACUCGAAACGCAAGACCAGACACGUUUUGCGGAGGGUGGCUGUUUUUACAGGAUGUAA
Messenger RNA from Aspergillus nidulans FGSC A4, 1207 nucleotides. RefSeq names its product protein-arginine omega-N methyltransferase HMT1 (gene rmtA). NCBI's taxonomy places the organism in Eukaryota, Fungi, Ascomycota, Eurotiomycetes, Eurotiales, Aspergillaceae. Gene Ontology annotation, molecular function: protein-arginine N-methyltransferase activity. The record is from RefSeq and is a predicted model, not a curated record. The coding region runs from base 170 to 1207 and encodes 345 amino acids. The transcript has 6 exons.